AAAUGUAAUCGGUUUUCCAGCACACUAAUAAAUGACUUACUAAACUGCACUUUAUAUUUACGUUUAACUGUUUAGUUUCCAAUUGUAGCUCUUUUUUGAAAGAAUCAGAUGUAUGUCAAAAUGGUGGAUUAUGUUAUGAAAAUUCCAGCAUGGUAUACUGCAAAUGUCCAAAAGGUUUUACCGGUUCACGUUGUCAAUUGAUAACUGGAGAGUGCAAUGAAUCUAAUAACUAUUGUCAAAAUGAUUGCAGUCAAUUACCCGGUUCGGGUAACUGUAGAUGUCCACCGGGUUAUUUCCUAGCUCCAGACAAAAGAAGAUGUCUAGAUAUUGACGAGUGUAAGCAUGAUCGCGGAGGUUGUAUGUACUUUUGUGAAAAUCUACCUGGGGGUUUCCGAUGUACAUGUCCUUCAGAUAUGGUUCUUGCACCAGAUAAAAUUUCUUGCAUUCCAUUUUUUAAUCCAUGUGAACAUCCCCCUAACGGUGACUGCGACCAUAUUUGCACAAGUUUGCCUGGUUACAGAUACAUGUGUUCAUGCAGACCUGGUUAUCAUUUAGCUGAAAAUAAGAAGCGAUGCUUACCUGAUAAUCCAUGUCAAAUCAAUAAUGGAGGUUGUCAACACGACUGUCAUACUAUCAAUGGUGAAGUACACUGUAGUUGUCAUGAUGGUUAUCAGAUAGCACUUUACGAUCCGAAAAAAUGCACUGAUAUUAAUGAGUGUAGCGACAAUAAUGGAGGCUGUCAACAGCUGUGCAGGAAUGUUGAUGGUUCAUACAGCUGUAGCUGCAAUCCAGGUUGGCAGUUAGGAAAUGAUGGAAGAUCGUGUUAUCGAGUUGUUCUAGAAGUAAGUGACCCAUGUCGGUUUGGGAAUGGUGGAUGUACUCAUAUAUGCAUAAGAACAGAUGCUGGGACAGCAGAAUGCGCAUGUAGCCCUGGAUAUGACCUUCAAGCUGAUGGCAGAACAUGUUCAGAUCGUGAUGAAUGUUUAAUUGGUGAAGCUAAAUGUUAUGGCCAAGCUGUUGUAUGUAUCAAUGAACCAGGAACAUACCGCUGUGAAUGUCAACCAGGAUUUCGAAUAAGUCCAGAUGGACAUUCAUGUCAAGAUAUUGAUGAAUGUCUGGAUGACAAUGGUGGAUGUGAAUUCCAGUGUGUGAAUACAAUUGGAGGGCAUAGGUGCCUAUGUGAUUUUGGUGACGAAUUAAAUCCCGAUGGACGUACAUGUUCACGUUCUUCUGGUUAUGUACGUGAUGAUUCUACUCACCAUGAAACCAACUCAGAGAAUUACGGUGAAAUUCAUCAAUUUUCAAAAUUACGAACGUCAUUUGAUUCAAGAGGCCGUUUAUGUUCACCCGGACGCUUUGGACCUGAUUGUAGUUUCACAUGUUCGCACUGUGAAAAUGGGGGUCAGUGUAACAGAGAUUUAACAGGAUGUGAGUGUGCAGCUGGAUACAGGGGAAUAAGAUGUGAAGAGAAAUGUCCAAAGGGCUUAUGGGGUGUGGAUUGUCGGCAGUACUGUGAUUGCGCAAAUAAUAUUCCUUGUGAUCCUACAAACGGAAUUUGUCACUGCCCCUUAGGCAGUCACGGGACAAGAUGCGAACUAUCUGGCUGUAAAGAUGGUUUCUGGGGACCUCAGUGUGAUCGCUUAUGUCCAAGUCAUUGUGCAACGAAUCAAUGCGAUCGUGCAAAAGGAUAUUGUACGUGUGUGCCAGGAAUGUAUGGAUCUCACUGUCAUUUAAGUUGUCCAGAAAAUACAUGGGGUGAAAUGUGCAGUCUAAAGUGUCCUUCAGAAUGUUCAGAAAGUGGACGAAAUACAAAAGGUUGUGAUCCUCAGACAGGUGCAUGUGUUUGCAAACCUGGUUAUCGACCGCCUGAAUGUAUAUUACCGUGUCCACCGUCGUAUUUUGGUUUGAAUUGCAUGAUGACAUGUUUCGAUUGUCCCAAUGGUUGUGAUCCAGUGAGUGGAAGAUGUUUGUUUGAAUGCCCGCCGGGGAAACGUGGACCUACUUGUGAAGAAGACUGCACUGCUGGUUAUUGGGGUCCACAGUGUUCAAAGCUCUGUCGCUGUGGCUAUGAUGAAAGGGGUAAUCUUCAAAGCUGUAAUCCAACUACUGGCAAAUGUGCUUGUAAAGCAGGUUACUGGGGAGAAAAAUGUGAUAUACCUUGUGAUAUUGGCAAUUAUGGUCCAGACUGUCGAUUUCAGUGUCAGUGUGAAGGAACAAACAGGAAAGGAUGUGAUCCAGUUACGGGUUUGUGCCAGUGUUCAGAUGGAGUUAUGAGACAUAAAUGUGACAUGCAAAAUGAUUUCUAUUCAAUAGAUGAGGAGCCAUCCUGUCCUCCAGGUAGAUGGGGUAAAUCUUGUACAGAAAUCUGUGAUUGUAAUAACAGCGUAGAGUGCAAUAAAGAAACUGGAGUAUGCAUUUGCUUCCCAGGAUUCAUUGGAAGCAAAUGUGAUCAGAAAUGUGAAAAAGGCAAAUAUGGACUGAAUUGUACAGAAACAUGUGCAUGUGUUCAUGGGACGUGUGAUCAUCGAUCUGGAGCAUGUGAAUGCGAACCUGGUUGGAGAAAUAUGUUAUGUAAUAAACAAUGUGCACCAGGAUUCUAUGGUCUAGAUUGUCAGCAUAGAUGUCAAUGUACAAAUGGUGCUGAGUGUGAUCCUGUUAACGGUGAUUGUGAAUGCAGUGAAGGUUGGUACGGACCAGCAUGUGAUCAACCUUGUCCUGAAGGUACCUACGGAAAAAACUGCUCAAGUAAAUGUGACUGUGCUGAAGAUAUUCAUGGUAUAAGCUGUGACAAAGUUACAGGAAGAUGUAUUUGUCCUCCAGGACGUACUGGUCCUAGGUGUUCUGAAAAAUGCCCCAGAGGGUUCUGGGGGGAUGGAUGCUCAAGAACCUGUGCGUGUUUAAGAGGGUCGAGUUGUGACCCAGUGACAGGCAAAUGUCGUUGCAGCUCGGGCUGGUAUGGUGAGGCUUGUGAGCUGCCAUGUUCAAAUGGAUAUUGGGGCGAGAGCUGUUCCAUACGCUGUCAGUGUUCAACAAGUCCACUGGGAUCAGAAGGCGGUGAAUGUGACCGAUUCACUGGAGAAUGUCGCUGUCCGGUAGGCUUCACUGGACUAAACUGUCAAGAGAAAUGUCCACCAGGACGUUAUGGACCAGACUGUCGAUUAAGCUGCCCCUGUCAGAAACCUGGCUCUAGAUGUAAUCCUGAGACAGGAGCUUGCGAAUGCCCACCUGGAUGGUUUGGUGAAACUUGCGAACGACCGUGUUUAUUAGGAUUUUAUGGAAUAAACUGUAAGGAAAGAUGUUCUUGCCCAUCUGGACAACCAUGUCAUCAUGAAACUGGUCAGUGUAGUUGUCCAACAGGAAAGUAUGGACCACAGUGUGAAGAUACAUGUCCCGAAGGACGUUGGGGUGAAGACUGCCAGCAGAUAUGUGAUUGCCAUCUAAAGAAUAAUAAUAUGUUAUGCGAUCCAGUGUAUGGAAUUUGUUACUGUCGUCCAGGUUGGCAAGGUCCUAAUUGUAUAAGCACAUGUCCACCUGGUUACUUUGGUACGAACUGUCAGCACGAAUGCAAAUGUGAAAAUAACGGUGCAUGUCAUCCAGACAACGGAACAUGUAUUUGUCAAGCUGGCUACUAUGGUGAACGUUGUCAGCUAAACUGUCCGCCUGGAUUUUAUGGUUUCAAGUGUAAACUACGCUGUGAGUGUAUACAUGGUGAGGCGUGUAAUGAAAUUACUGGUGAAUGUUACUGUGCAGCUGGUUAUUAUGGCAGAAGAUGUGAACAAACUUGUCAUCCGGGCACAUAUGGACCACAAUGUUCACUGACUUGUCCUGUAUGCCAUACCCAAGUACCAAAUCCAAAUGCUGAAGAUAGCCUGCUGCUUCCUGAGUCUUCAUUUAGCCAAGACAGUCCACUUUAUCUUUCCCAUUACCAGUCAGAUGUCUUAAGGAACACAAAGAUAGUUAAUGUGAGGCGUUUAGACAGAAACCAAAAUACUCCUACUUGUCAUCCACAAACUGGGCAAUGUCCUUGUCCUCCUGGUACAGAAGGAAAAGACUGUAGUACACCAUGUCCGAAAGAUCGAUUUGGACCUGACUGCGCACAAGUAUGUACAUGUCAGAAUGGAGCAACAUGUUCUCCAAUCACUGGUAAUUGCCAGUGUCGCCCAGGAUUUUAUGGACCCUUAUGUCAGCAUACAUGUCCACCUGGAAGGUGGGGAAUAGGAUGUGCUUCUGUGUGUGAUUGUUAUAAUUCACAACCAUCUGGAUGUGACCCUAAAUCUGGUAGGUGCAGAUGUAAACCAGGAUACACUGGUGAACGCUGUGAAGAAGUUUGUCCUCGUGGUUAUUUUGGUGAAAUGUGCGCUCAAGCUUGUCGACACUGUGAAGAUUGUCAUUUUGAAACUGGACAGUGUUUAUGCCCACUUGGCCAGCAUGGAGAAACGUGUGGCAGUAUAUGUCCACCUGGUCAAUAUGGGGCUAACUGUUCCAAACUUUGCUCAUGUCAAAACAAUGCCGUCUGUUCAGUUGAUAUUGGGAGUUGUAACUGUCUUCCUGAAUUUAUAGGGCAUGACUGUUCAGUAAAGAAAGAAAUAGACCAUGUCAAAAGCCGUCUGUAA
Molecule: messenger RNA, 4613 nt
Organism: Trichobilharzia regenti
Lineage: Eukaryota; Metazoa; Platyhelminthes; Trematoda; Strigeidida; Schistosomatidae
Source: the annotation of a GenBank genome assembly